Molecule: messenger RNA, 1332 nt
Organism: Penicillium oxalicum
Lineage: Eukaryota; Fungi; Ascomycota; Eurotiomycetes; Eurotiales; Aspergillaceae
Gene: cwc25
Product: U2-type spliceosomal complex subunit CWC25
Exons: 2
Coding region: 1-1332 (443 amino acids)
Biological process (GO): mRNA splicing, via spliceosome
Cellular component (GO): U2-type spliceosomal complex
Source: RefSeq, a predicted model, not a curated record
AUGGGUGGAGAUCUUAAUUUGAAGAAGUCAUGGCAUCCGUCGCUGCUCCGCAAUCAGGAGCGCGUAUGGCAGCAGGAGAAGCGCGCUCUGGAGGAGCGCAAAAAGGUCGAACAACUUCGACGUGAGCGAGAAGAAGAGCGUCAAAUCCAAGAGCUGCAACGUCUUCAGGAAGCUUCGGGCAAAGCCGCGCCUCAAUCACGGGUCGACUGGAUGUACCAGGCGCCUUCCAGCUCCACAGGCCAUUAUUCGGAGGAGAUGGAAGGAUAUCUUCUAGGCAAGCGACGAAUCGACGGUAUCCUGUUGAAGAAUGAUGCAGACAACCAGAAGCUCGAAAAAGGUGCGGACGUGGUUGGGGCCAACGCGGCGGCUGGUCCGUCGGUCGGCUCUGCGCGUGACACCAUGACCAAGGUUCUCAACGACCCACUUCUCGAGGUCAAGAAGAGAGAGCAGGCCGCGUAUGAAGCUGCUGUCAUGGAGGCCGCUCGGCGAAGGGAAAGAGAGGCGCGCCGCAAAGGUGAAAGUGGUCGUGAUCGAGAUCGGGAUCAUCGCCACCGAGAUCAUGAUUCGAAGCGCCGACGAUACAGCGAUGAUAGAGAAGAUGAUCGUCGACACAGAUCGCACCGCAGUGACCGCCGCUAUCGCUCAAGAUCGCCUGUCUCCCCGGAGAGGACGCACCGGAGGCAUCGAAGUGAGCGUGACCGCCGCAGGGAUGACAGACGUCGAGUUGAGGAUAGGGAUCGUCGCCAUGAGGAUAGGGAUCAUCGCGAGGAUCGACCCCGAGCGGACCGCGAUCGUGAUGAAUAUUCUCACCACGGGGAGAGGAGAGAUUCGUAUUCCAGCCGUGCAGGCGAUCGAGACUCUGGAUCAAGGCGCAAUCAUGACCAGGAUCACGAGGGAUCUCAACGCAGAUCCUCUCCACGUCGAAAAUCACCGCCCGCAACCCGGGACUCAAAGCGCCAUGACUAUGCGAGCGAAGACCGUCGCGAGCCUCCCCGACGAGACCACAUCAACCGCAAUGAUUCUUUCCAUCGCAGUCGUGGCCUGCCUCCCGGCCAAAACGGAUCCAGCAGACCAGAUCCCAAGAUUCAAGAAGCCGAGCGUCUCCGCAAACUUGCAGAGAUGCAGUCGAAUGCGAAUGAUCUCGAGAGUGAACGACGUCAACGCCUUGCGGACAUUACUGCGAAGGAGGAACAAGAGAAAGAGGCAGACGACAAGCAGCGCUCAGACCGCGGUCGAUUCAUAUCCAAGGUGCAUCAACGCGCGCAAGAGGAUAGUCUUGACGAGCGCAUCCGACGCAGUCGCGGUGGACUUUCUAAAAUGGACGAGGAUUAA